Lates calcarifer (barramundi perch) is the source of this 3682-nucleotide messenger RNA. It is a transcript of the gene st7l, whose product is annotated as suppression of tumorigenicity 7 like. Gene Ontology annotation, molecular function: protein binding. The coding region runs from base 162 to 1784 and encodes 540 amino acids. The record is from RefSeq and is a predicted model, not a curated record. The transcript is spliced from 16 exons. NCBI's taxonomy places the organism in Eukaryota, Metazoa, Chordata, Actinopteri, Centropomidae.
AUCAGGCAGAAAAACACCCAAGGGCAUGUGUGAGCAGGACCAAAUCUGGCUCUCUGUCAUUCAGUGGCUGUAACCUCCAACUAGAACACACUCCAACAAAUCACAUUUAUUCCUGCACUGUUAGGAGAUGUGAGUCAGUCACAGAAGACAUCCGGAGAAACAUGGAGGACACUACUGGCAGUAAUCCUCAGUCUCUUGGAUUUACAGAGAAAUUAAAGUCUUGGCUGUCUUGGUCAUGGACUUACGUGUGCUUCAUUUGGUUCGGCAUGGUGCUCAUCAUGAUAUACGUUCUGUGGAGCCCGCUGAAACUGCAGGAAACUCUUACCUCAGCCUCAGUGUUUUUAAAUACACUGACUCCUAAAUUCUAUGUUGCUCUCACUGGAACCUCCUCUCUCAUCUCUGGACUCAUCCUCAUAUUUGAGUGGUGGUAUUUCCGUAAAUACGGGACCUCGUUCAUUGAACAAGUGUCAGUGAGUCACCUGCGUCCUCUCCUGGGAGGAGUGGAGAGCAGCUCCACAACUGGUCUGUUCUCCUCGGUGAAUGGGGAGGCAGAGCCGAGACCCAGUGUCUCAGAGUGUAAGGUCUGGAGGAACCCUCUGAAUCUGUUCAGAGGAGCAGAGUACAACAGAUACACCUGGGUAACAGGGAAGGAACCUCUAACAUACUAUGAUAUGAACCUGUCUGCUCAAGACCAUCAGACCUUCUUCACAGGAGACACUCAGCAGUUAAAGCCUGAAGAUGCCGUGAUGCAGAAAGCCUGGAGAGAGAGAAAUCCUCAAGCCAGGAUCAGAGCAGCUUACCAGGCCAUAGAGAUGAACCAUGAAUGUGCUGCAGCCUAUGUGCUCCUAGCAGAGGAAGAAGCCACAACCAUCACAGAAGCUGAACGCCUCUUCAAAAAAGCUCUUAGUAUUGCUGGAAAAGAUAUCAACUUACUGGUGUACAUUAAACGCAGACUGGCGAUGUGUGCACGCAAACUGGGACGGAUUAAAGAAGCUGUGAAAAUGAUGAGAGAUUUAAUGAAGGAGUUCCCACUGCUGGGGAUGUUAAAUAUACAUGAAAACCUCUUGGAGGCACUUCUAGAGCUUCAGGCAUACGCUGAUGUCCAAGCAGUCCUCGCCAAAUAUGACGACAUCAGCUUGCCAAAAUCAGCCACUAUAUGCUACACAUCUGCAUUGCUGAAAGCACGGGCUGUGUCAGAUAAGUUCUCCCCAGAGGCAGCAUCCAGGCGGGGACUAAGCACAGCAGAGAUGAACGCUGUGGAGGCCAUACACAGAGCUGUGGAGUUCAACCCACACGUGCCAAAGUACUUAUUAGAGAUGAAGAGCCUGAUCCUGCCUCCAGAGCACAUCUUGAAGAGGGGCGACAGCGAGGCAGUGGCAUACGCUUUCUUUCACCUGCAGCACUGGAAGAGGGCAGAGGGAGCCUUAAACUUACUACACUGCACCUGGGAGGGCACCUUCAGGAUAAUUCCAUACCCACUGGAGAAGGGUCACCUGUUUUACCCUUACCCAGGAUGCACAGAAACAGCAGACAGGGAACUACUGCCCUCUUUCCACGAGGUGUCUGUGUACCCAAAGAAAGAGCUUCCCUUCUUCAUCCUCUUCACAGCAGGCCUUUGCUCCUUCACUGCCAUACUGGCCAUGCUCACACAUCAGUUCCCAGAGCUCAUGGGUGUCUUUGCCAAAGCAUUCUUCAGCACACUCUUUGCACCCCUGGGUUUCUUCGCAGACAAGAUGGAAAGCUUCAUGCCGUCCAGUUUUUGGCACCAGCUGACUCGGAUCUGACCCCAUCUCACACACACACACACACACACUCACGACGCACACAGACACACACAUAUACACACAUAUACACACCAAUACCACUCCAAACCCUCAGACAAAAAGUGUUUGCUCUCCUGUCUUCAGCAUUACUGUCCACUUGCUGCACUGUUACUGAUUAUGUUGGCUGAGGUUGUAUCAACACGGCAAUACCGCUCUGAAGAUGCUCUCCCACACUGCUCCAGCAGCCAGAGUUUUUCCAAGAACACAUUCAGAGGGUGCCGUUUGCAACAAAUUCACAGGGGCAUUCAUUUGUCAUCAUGUUAACAUGGGGCAAUUAAAAAAGGGUCAGUAUCCCACAAAGCCUGGCUUUGAAUUUGGUACAAAAAUCGAAUCAGAAAUUUAUCCGAGGCACUCGUCUGUUUACUCACAAUUAUUUAUUAAAUCAUGAAUAAGCUAAAACUGAGUGUUUACAGUCUGUGGGGUAUUUAGGAUGGGAACUAUACCAACCCCUCUGCGCCCCGCAGACAUCCAGCGGGGCAGAUUUAAAAGUCUGUGAGACCUCCUAAAAACAGAGCUGUGAUUUACUGCCCUGGAGUGGCUGCAGUGUAUACAACACCUCUGCAGUUCAGCAGUUGUUACCAUGCCACGACACCUCAGCACUAUAUCACUGAGGCAACCGCUGCCCCCGCAACAUCGAAAUGUAAAUGGGAUCAUCGCUGGUCACAGCACAGCCUCUCAUGGCAUCAGUCAUUUCCUCUGAUUGCGCUACAGACUGUUAUGAGUCAGUGAGUUGGUCAACUGGCAAACAGAAAAUUACAGAGGCUCCAGUUACAGCAGACAAACUGAGAACACCACAGUAAGUGUAACAGAUAGCUGUAGUACAUAGGACUGCAGUAAUUCUAAAUAUUAAACCCUCAGUAGCUCUCGUAAUGCACUUUGAAUAUUCAGUUACAGAUAUGAUGAGCAGCGUUUAGAGAUGCUGAGUAAAAUGAACAAACAUACAAAGUGAGAGUCAUUUUACUUCACAUGUUCAAAGUCUGUCAUGUGUUGACUCUGCUGUAACCUGGCUGAUUGGUUCUAAUAUUUUUACUCUAUGGAAGAUUUGCUCUUCUCUGUUUUCAAACUAAAUAGGCUGAGACACCAGAAUCAUGUUGUGUGUAAAGUAUAAUGUAAAAACUGAAUCUGAUAACAACGUCACUGAAACAAAUGUGCUUGUUAUGAAACUGUAAUAAGACCUGUAAAUGUAAUUUACUGUGUCCAUAUACUCCACCACAGAGAUAAAGACUGUUAAGAACGUAACAUUUAAGGUUUAUUUAAAAACAAACAUCUAUAUUGAUGUAUAGUAAUAUUGUGAUGUCACAUUAUCCCAACAGUUUAUUCCAUACAUGAACAGGUUUUAUUACAUUUCUAAACCAUUUAACAUGUUUGUUUUAGUUUGUCAAGUUCUUUUACUUGAUAGUUGUUAGAUUCUCAGCAGCUGUAACACAACAGUACAGCUCAUGGCUCAGGAUGAACUGUGAUCAUUCUGACAUCUCCUCACUCCAUGUACGAUUACACAAAACAAAUGUGCUAAUAAAGUGCCUUUUUAGUAACAUCCCACUAACUAAACACACCAGUGUGGUAUUUACUUUACCCACAGUAUUGAUUUCUAACACAGUCAUUCAGUGUCUGAUGUAAUGGCACAUACAGCACAUGUGCAGAUUUGGAGUAUAUUGGUGAAAAUACUGAUCUGAUCUGUUCAGUUUAGUAUUUCACUCUGGCCUGUAAUAUUUGUCUGUUUGAAUCACUGACUGUAUUUUAUGGUAUUUAAGGUGAAAUGUUUGAGUCCAUGCUGAAGACAGGAGAAUGUCUGAACAACUGUCAGUACCCCUGGAUGAGUUUAAAAGUAAAACUCACAAUAAAGUACUCUUUCGGUCUGA